AUCUCAUCCCAAAAAUCUCUCCCCAAAGUCCAAGGCAUAGCAAGAAAAAACAUAAGGCAAUAAACACCACAAAUGCCAGCUAUUUUAUUUUUAGGAUCAAUAAUAUUCAUUGCUUUGUUUACAUUACAACCUUGUAGUUUUCAUUUCUCAUUUGUUUUGUCUUGUAUGGUCUUGUCCCAAACAAGCUGAAACCCCCUCCUUCUCCUUCAACCCAACCAAAUCACCACAACUCUCUCUUCUUUCACAUUCUUCCUCAAUUCAAUAAACCAAAAUAAUCCAAUACCAAUCACAUGGAUCCGAACGAGCUAAAACGCGUAUUCCAAAUGUUCGAUAGGAACGGAGAUGGUAGAAUAACAAAGAAGGAACUAACAGAUUCAUUGGAGAAUUUAGGUAUCUUCAUACCCGACAAAGAGUUAUCACAAAUGAUCGAGAAGAUUGAUGUCAAUGGAGAUGGCUGCGUGGAUUUAGACGAGUUUGGUGAAUUGUAUCAAUCCAUCAUGGAAGAAAAAGACGAAGAGGAAGACAUGAGGGAAGCUUUCAAUGUCUUUGAUCAAAAUGGCGACGGUUUUAUAACCGUUGAGGAACUAAGAGUUGUUUUGUCAUCUCUUGGUCUUAAACAAGGUCGAACCGUUGAGGAAUGUAAGAAGAUGAUUAUGAAGGUUGAUGUUGAUGGUGAUGGUAUGGUUAAUUAUAAAGAGUUUAAGCAAAUGAUGAAAGGAGGUGGAUUCAGUGCUCUUGGUUAAUUCUAAAAUUCAUUGACAAUUUUAGCCUAGCCUAGCUAUUUAUAUAUGUAUUUAUGUUAUAUGUAAUGUAAUGUAUUGUAACCAAUGCAUGCAUUGUUGCAUGCCAUGACCAAUAUUUAAUGGUAAUUCAAUUCAUCUAAUUCCCAUCUUUUUUGUUUUUCUUCUUUUGGGACAAGAUAGAGAGAUGGGUGUUUUUGUUCUUGUUUUGUAAUUUCAUCACUUUGUUAGGCUUGGUUAAUUAUUUCAUUUCAACUUUGGUGUCUCCAUAUUUUGUUGUAUUUUAUUUGAAUUGUUUUGUUGUAUUUUAUUUGAAUUUUUUUUGUUGAUUGUUUGUUUUGGAUUUAAUUUUUGACAGCCAAUGUAAAAUGUUCUUUUUUUUUGUUACAAUGUAAAAUGUUCUUAUUGUCUUUUGGUUUGA
Molecule: messenger RNA, 1161 nt
Organism: Trifolium pratense (red clover)
Lineage: Eukaryota; Viridiplantae; Streptophyta; Magnoliopsida; Fabales; Fabaceae
Product: calmodulin-like protein 3
Exons: 1
Coding region: 291-743 (150 amino acids)
Molecular function (GO): calcium ion binding
Source: RefSeq, a predicted model, not a curated record